Molecule: messenger RNA, 1671 nt
Organism: Sesamum indicum (sesame)
Lineage: Eukaryota; Viridiplantae; Streptophyta; Magnoliopsida; Lamiales; Pedaliaceae
Product: UPF0496 protein At1g20180
Source: RefSeq, a predicted model, not a curated record
UGUAUUAAUUACCUCUCUAAUUUCAUGCACAAAAGUUUUAACAUUUUUUGCUCUCAGGUUUACACGUACGUACAGACAGAUGAGUAGUAAUUUUAACGUGUAAGGAACGUACUGAUCUGUGUGUGAUGAUGAUGAUGAAAUGAGAGAAUUAAAAGCCAAUUAUAUAAGUAUAUUGGUUGAUGAGGCGGUGUGUAUGUAGAUACAUUAAUAGCAGCUACCUAAUUAACUUUAAUUUUGUGUCUCUUCUUCCUUCUGCUUAAGUCAUUGUACAUGUGAAAUUAACCUAAUGGAAAUCAAUAUAUAGGGGUGUUGUUUGGGGAAUACUAGGUUUUUCUUUGCCAGAUUCUUGGCUUACCAUGAUUGGAUCGAUGUCCCGGAUGAGAAAAGAUUUGUUGUCCAAGCUCGGCUUGUGUUUAAAUGAAGGUGGGCAUGGAAAAGAAGAGAUUGUGGAUAGCUCAAGGGGUAAACCAAACGUGAAUGAUGAGUAUAGAGAAGCCUUCAGGACAAAGUCUUACAUAGACAUAUGCAACAAAGUUCAAGGCCAACUGGAAACAAGAACAAGUCUUGAUGUUCAAUUAGGACAAUCUUCAUCAUCAUCAUCCUCGUCUUCCUCUCCUUUGGUGCAUCCUGUCCGUCUCUCGGACAACUUGCUUGAGCCGCGCCAAGAAACCCUAACAGCCAUCUUUGAAACCACGAAGACUCUCCAUGAUCACUUUCUUGAAAACUACUUUGAGAUCAGCCUAGAAGCAGGCAGAAUCUGCGAGUUCCUCCUCCAGAACGUGCACCAAGUACGCACCAAUCAUCGUGCGAUAAAGUACUUGCUGAAGUUGAUUAAACGAGUACCCGACUGUGAGAACUGGACAAACAAUCAGCACCACACGGUGUACAGAAAUCUUGCUUCGUUUGCCUCCAGCAGGAACCCCUUUUCAUCGAUGACUCCAGAGAAAUUCCACGAGUUGCACGAUUGCCAUGUGGAUUUGCUGCAUCAAUUGACAUCAAAAUGCAGGAAAACAAAGAGGAGAACAAAGUUCAUUAGGUACAUGAAAAGGGCAUUGGCAACUUUUGUAUUCUUGGGUUGUGGUGGAUUAGCCAUUGCUGUGUUAGUCCUAGCAAUCCACAGCAUCGUUGGCCUGUUGGCUGCACCGUGUCUAAUUUUAGGCAUGUUCGUGAUCAAGAAACUGAGGAAACAAGCCGAUCAUGAUCAGUCAAGCAGAACCUGGCUGGACGGGGUGGGAGCACAGCUCGAUCUUGCAGCAAGAGGGGUGUAUAUUCUAGUGAACGAUUUUGACACGAUAAGCCGGCUCGUGCAGAGGCUGCACGACGAGAUGGAGCACAGGAAGUUCGUAGCGGAUAUCUGCGUGAGGAAAGGGAAGAAUGAGAUGUUGAAGGAAGUGGUGAAGGAAUUCGAGAUGCAUGAGGGUUGGUUCAUGGAACAGUUGGAGGAGCUGGAGAAGCAGAUAUACUUGUGUUUUCUCGACAUAAAUCGAUCGAGAAGGCUGGUUGUGGAACAAAUGGUUAAGUGUUGAUUAAGUCCACAUUAUUUUUAAUGGUAAUUAAAUCAAAUUUAAGUAUAGAAACAUGCAAGUUUUUGUAGGGAAUUUAAUUAAUUCACCUUGUAAAUAUAAAAUUCCUGAAUUUUGAUCAAUGUAUAUUAAGACAGAGAUUUCGAUC